AUGAGUGACGAUGAAUCUAUGGUGCUGAAUUUUAGCACAGAUACUGCAGGUAUCCAAAGAGCAGAUAAGGUUACUGGUGGUAGAUGGAAAGAUAGACGGAAGUUACAACAAAGACUAGGUGGUAGAGAGCCAGUGAAGCGUAGAGCUGAAGGUGGCGAUAAAGAGCGUGGCGAUAAAAGAGCUAAAGUAGAUACUGGGAAUGCUCAGGAAAAGAAGAAUAUUCCAAAGCCUGUUUCUAAGGCUGAUGUUAAUAUCAAUUCGCAAAUUGUCUCCUCUUUGUUUACUUCUAACAGAGCCAAGCAGACAUCAGAAAAUAAGAAUAAGCACAACUCAGAUGAUAAAGUUGUUCCCUCGAAUGCUCCUCUUACAGACGAUUCGUUCGAAGGAUUGGGUGUUGGUUCGCUUGUGGUUUCUCACUUAGAGAACAAGAUGCGUAUUCAAAAGUCUACAAGCAUUCAAAAGGUAGUUAUUCCUCAAAUUUUGCAAAACGCUGAUAAGACAGAUUUCUUCAUUCAUGCUCAGACGGGGUCUGGUAAGACACUGGCAUAUUUGCUACCUAUAUUUUCGGCUAUUCUUGGUAUGGGCGAUCACAUCGACAGAAAAUCUGGAUGUUUUGCGUUGAUUAUAGCACCAACAAGAGAAUUGGCCAGUCAAAUAUACCAUGUGACAACUAUGUUGGCAAAUUGUUGUCAUUAUUUGGUACCUUGUUUACUGAUCGGUGGUGAAAGAAAGAAAUCAGAAAAGGCAAGACUAAGAAAGGGUUGUAACUUCAUUAUUGGUACACCCGGCAGAAUUCUUGACCAUUUCCAAAAUACUAAGGUUAUUAAAGAACAAAUGCAGUCAUCGCUGAGAUAUGUUGUUCUUGAUGAAGGUGACAAACUAAUGGAGCUCGGUUUUGAAGAGACUAUCAACCAAAUAAUGGAGAUCGUUAAUUCAAUGGACGUGAUUACUAGGAAAUAUCCAAAAUUACCAAACAGAAUUGUACAUUUGCUAUGUAGUGCAACUAAGAAUAAUGAAGUUGCCAAAUUGAGCAAGAGAUCGCUUGACAACUAUAAAGUUAUAAGCAUUGGUGGGAAAAAAGACACUAUGAUGGAUAAUACAUCUGUUCCUGACCAACUAUUACAAAAGGUUGUUAUUGCGCCACCUAAAUUGAGGCUUAUUACUUUGGCUGGUGUGCUGGAUGGUAUUCAAAAGAAGCCUUUAGACGCUGGUUCUGUUGCAAAGAGAACAAUAGUUUUUUUGUCCUGUGCUGAUAGUGUUGAUUAUCAUUUUGAAGUAUUUUCUGGUAAUGAUGGCUUAUAUAAGAAUUUGGUGGGUGAUUCUGUUAGGGUAUUAUCAAAAGGAAAUAAGAUAUUGCCUAGCAUUAAGGAUGAGGAGUUACCUGGUAUAAUAUGUUAUAAGCUCCAUGGUUCUUUAAGUCAGCAAAUGAGAACAAUGACAUUGAAACAUUUUGCAACAGAUAGCGAACAGACCAAGGGUAAACAUCUAAUAUUAUUCUGUACAGAUGUCGCCAGUAGAGGUUUAGAUUUGCCUGAUGUGAGUACCGUUAUUGAGUUUGACCCUCCAUUUGCUGUUGAAGAUCAUUUGCAUAGAAUUGGUCGUACUGCCAGAGCGGGCAGAAGUGGUGAGGCUUUGUUAUUCUUACUUCCAGGCGAAGAAGAAGGAUAUCUAGAUUACAUUCAAAAAUAUCAUCCCAAAGGCUGGGAUUUAUUAGAUGCUGAAAAGGAUGUCUUAAUUAAAGCCUUCAAUGACAUUGACGUUGCAAGAAAUGACAAAGAAAUCAAAUCUACUGGAAAAACAUUUGAAUGGGAUACUAAUGCUACCACAUGGCAUUUGAACGUCGAGAGACGUAUUCUUGAGAAUGAGCAGUUCAAGGAACAAGCGACCAAGGGUUAUAUCAGUCAUGUUAGGGCUUAUGCAACUCAUAUAUCUGCUGAAAAGCAAUACUUCAAUCUGAAAGGCGUACAUCUUGGUCACUUAGCCAAGUCUUUCGGUUUGAGAGAUAGGCCUAAGGCUAUGGGUAUGAAUAGCAGCAAAGACGCCAAUGGUAAUGAAAGAAGUAAGCCAAAAAAAGAAAACGCUAAAAAUAAAAUGUUUAGAAUGGCACGUAUGGCUGCUAAACAAAGUGCAGAUGAAUUUAAUUACUAG
This is a messenger RNA of Nakaseomyces glabratus, 2148 nucleotides long. RefSeq names its product putative ATP-dependent RNA helicase (gene DBP7). Gene Ontology annotation, biological process: ribosome biogenesis. The record is from RefSeq and is a predicted model, not a curated record. Gene Ontology annotation, molecular function: ATP binding; nucleic acid binding. Gene Ontology annotation, cellular component: nucleus. NCBI's taxonomy places the organism in Eukaryota, Fungi, Ascomycota, Saccharomycetes, Saccharomycetales, Saccharomycetaceae.